Messenger RNA from Momordica charantia (bitter melon), 717 nucleotides. RefSeq names its product protein SELF-PRUNING. Gene Ontology annotation, cellular component: cytoplasm; nucleus. Gene Ontology annotation, biological process: vegetative to reproductive phase transition of meristem; negative regulation of flower development. NCBI's taxonomy places the organism in Eukaryota, Viridiplantae, Streptophyta, Magnoliopsida, Cucurbitales, Cucurbitaceae. The record is from RefSeq and is a predicted model, not a curated record.
CUCAAACACAAAAAUAAAAAAGGAAACCCUCCCUUGAGGCUUGCAGUGGCCCCUUCUUUAACUUCUCUUCUUUUUUCCUUCUCCAAUCUCUGUGAAAUGGCAAGAUCAAGGAUCAUAUCAGAGACAACUCUGGUUCUUGGGAGAGUGAUUGGAGAUGUGGUGGAUCCCUUCAUUCCCUCCAUUAAAAUGUCUGUAACUUUCGGCAACAAGCAAGUCCUCAAUGGCCAUGAAUUCUUCCCUUCUUCACUCACCUCCAAACCUAGGGUUCACAUUCAAGGAGAAGACAUGAGAUCUUUAUUCACUCUGAUCAUGGUUGACCCAGAUGUUCCUGGCCCUAGUGAUCCAUACUUGAGAGAGCACCUCCACUGGUUGGUCACUGACAUUCCAGGAACUACUGAUGCUACUUUUGGAAAAGAGGAGAUGAGCUAUGAAAUUCCAAAGCCUAUAAUAGGGAUCCACAGGUUUGUGUUUAUUCUGUUCAAGCAGAAACGGCGUCGUUCAGUGAACCCUCCUUCGUCUAGAGAUCGGUUCAGCACUCGAAGUUUUAUGGCUGAAAACGAUUUGGGACUUCCUGUGGCUGCUGUCUAUUUCAAUGCACAAAGAGAAACUGCAGCAAGAAGGCGAUAAUAAUGAAAUUUAAAUAAUAAAAAUAAAAAUAUUCAUGAUCUCAUGUGUCAUUUCGAAUUAAUUACUCAUCUCUGAUUUAUAUUUUUAAGA